GUUGGUUCGUCCUGUUUACCUCCUUUUCUCUGUCUGUAUCCUGUCUGCGUUAACGCUCUUAUCCCUAUGGACGACGACAUCAUCAACGGCUUCAUGUUCUGCGAGCCUCAUGGCAGCGAAUACUGUAAUGUAUGCUGUCGUGACCACCGGAUGUGCAACAACAUCCGCAUCGAAAGCGAGCUGGCCAAAGCUUUUCCAGGUAUCUCGGAAGAACAACUUAUGGACCGCCCUCCCCUUUCCAACGUUAUCAAGGGUAAAGCGAUUUCUAAACAAUGCGACGCUGAACGCGAACCGCUUUAUCAAUGCACAACACACAACAAGGUCGAUUGCGACGCAUGUUUUGACUGGGGAAAGCUCGUUGUAGCUGAAUUUAGACGCGUUGCUUCGACAUUUGGGAAGGAAAUUCCGGUCGAUCUGACGAGGGAUGAGAAAAUGGGUUUAUUGGCUUCUAUGGGUAUCGAAUUGCCACAAACAACACGCCUUCCGGACGAUGCGCUCGAGAAGAAGCUUCGAAACACCAUCGAUGCUGCUCAGUACUUCAAGGACGUCAUUGCCAAAGCACCCAUCGACCCGGCGACUCUACCCCUUUGGCCACUGCGUUCUUCAUCGAAAUCGCUCUCUCAAGCCACUGCACGAGGAAAUCUUGGUGAAGGAUUAGGACGUGAUGGAAUUCUCAAAUCAAGGGGCGACGUCCCAUCCUCGUCGUAUGAAAAAACGUUCUUGGCUUUGAGAGUAAUUGUUGGAGAGUUAGCGAAAGGAAUGGAUGACGGCGUUCAAUCUCUGGUUCUGCAGGACGAAGAACAAUCCAAUGCUAUCUUGAUUCGAGUGGUUGAGGUGCGAAAAGCUAAUUCAACUGUUGAUGAGGUCCCCGUUCUUUUCGUCCUCUACACACACAACACACAACACACACCUAUUCUACAGGCGGCGGACUGGUUUGCAGACCUCGUUGCCAAGGGAGGCCAGUCCAUCCAAAUUACCGCACCAGUGGAAGUACAGAAGCUCUUUCUCGCGUUUUUGCACUUGAACAGCAAACGUAUCUCCCCCAGUUACCGUCCUACACGUCGGGCAUAUGAGAGUCAUUUCGUCCCGUCCUUCAUUAUUCCAAUCGGUCCGAUCAGCUCGAUGGAAAUAGGGAGUCUCACGAAAUCUGCGGGUUGUGUUUUAUGUGGAAAGAAAACCUUCAAGAAAUGCUCUGGUUGUCUCGCAGCUGACUACUGUGGUCCCGAAUGUCAGAAAGCUCACUGGAAAGAGCAUAAAGUGACCUGUAAAUCCCUGAAGGGAGGCACAUGGCGUACUGUAGAGCUCGGAACUGCGAACGAUUUGUUCAGCGAGCUUACGGGCUCCGGACAGGGACAGGACAUGUUCUUUAGUACCCUCAAUUUCCAGGAUCCAUUACGUGGACGAAAUUCCGCUAGCAUUAAAUCCUCCUCCUCGACUCCUCCCAAUAUACAUGGGAAUACCCCUUUCCUCGUCAAGAUACAGCGAUCCAUGGGCAGUGACAAUGACCCGAUGUUGGUAUAUGACAGACAGAAAAGCUUUCAAAUGCAGUUGAUUCGUUCAAAGGACGUGGGUUCACAUACAGAGGCCCUCAGACAGAUGAACGACAGCGCGACUGGACUCAAGAUAUACAGAUGGGCAAAGCGUAUUGGAGAUUUGCAAUUCAGCAUAUGUUUUGAUCGACCGCCACCUUCCGACCCCCUGUGGUAAAAGAAGUUUAUGUUUGGGAUUACGUUGUACAAUACUGUAUUUUAGUUUGUAUUUGUAUCCAGCGUGCGCUAUCCGAUGCAAAAUGAAAUGGUAUCGCUCAGUGUGACGU
This is a messenger RNA of Marasmius oreades (fairy-ring Marasmius), 1816 nucleotides long. RefSeq lists its product as uncharacterized. Bases 67 to 1707 code for a protein of 546 amino acids. The transcript is spliced from 4 exons. Gene Ontology annotation, molecular function: DNA-binding transcription factor activity, RNA polymerase II-specific. Gene Ontology annotation, biological process: regulation of transcription by RNA polymerase II. Gene Ontology annotation, cellular component: nucleus. The record is from RefSeq and is a predicted model, not a curated record. NCBI's taxonomy places the organism in Eukaryota, Fungi, Basidiomycota, Agaricomycetes, Agaricales, Marasmiaceae.